Messenger RNA from Acromyrmex echinatior (Panamanian leafcutter ant), 9012 nucleotides. It is a transcript of the gene px, whose product is annotated as MAP7 domain-containing protein plexus. The record is from RefSeq and is a predicted model, not a curated record. Lineage: Eukaryota; Metazoa; Arthropoda; Insecta; Hymenoptera; Formicidae.
GGGACGAGCGGAUCGCGAUUUUGCAACAUGGCGGUGAAGUGAGGGCGAAGUCGCGGGUGCUGUGCCAUCGGAAAAUGUAUCUUUCCUAGUCGCUCGUAGUAGCGAUCCUGUCGUUACCUCGCAGUCACGCGCGACAGUGGAGAUACGUGUUCAAGUGCCCGGUAUCGGUCGUGUACCGGCUGCGUUAGCGCGUGUAAAUAUGAAGGGGACGGCCGGCAGCGCGACGACGAAGGUGACACCCCGCGGCAUCGUGCGCCGCUCGAGCACGUAUGGCAGGGACUAGGGCUCGCGAUAAGGGAGUCCCAUUUUUAUCCGAGCAAGAGCGAGCCGCGGCAGCCGCCGAAACAGGAGCAGCGAUUAGCGACGCGAUGUUGUGGCCAGCUCUGCCGAACUGUGAGAACAUAUACACAAAAGAUAAAAGCUCUAUCAAUCACUGUGAUUUCUGAUCGUACAUGCGUGCCAAACACGAAGAUAUAAGAGGGCGUUAAAAAAGGAUCCAAUGGUUUCCUGACAUGAUGGAAAGCAAAUUAUAUGUGAAGAAUGAUUCGGGACUUGAGGGGCAAUCGCUCACGAAUGCACAGCCUAAUCCGCUCGAGGACGGCGGCGGAAUAAGAAUCUGCUUCGUCUGCGGCGCCGUGGGCCACAGCGAGCAACAUUGGUUACGAGUGAAACCAAGUACAGGUGGUUCACCCAAUGAGCCCUAUUUUCCGUUUCUUGAAUCACAUGAGCCGCCAAAUGGCUAUCGCGGCGAUGGUGUUAGAAGCGGUGCUGUUAAGGCCUGCAAUCUAUGUUACAUUCUGCUGUUACAACAGUGGGAGAGCUAUGAACGAGAAGCUAGACCUCACAGUCAGCGAAUUUAUUGGUUGAAGAGAUGUGACGGUGGGCCAUUCACAGGAGCAGAAAUGGCACUUCAGGGCGAGUACGCUGCCCAAGUCCUGGGCUUGACGAACGAUCAGACGCCACAACUCAGACAGGAAAGUCGACCGGUUGGCGUCUCACCUCGAUUACCACCCUCGCCCUCGCCGAGAAUCGAGCAGACUAGACCGCCAUCGAAUUCGAUUGUCGAGGUGUCAAGGCCGCAUUCUAACACGGCAGAACAUAGGCACUUGGAACAAGCAAGACUCACAAUGGAAUCUCCCCACCACAGAUUGCAAUCACCUCAUCAAAGGUUACAGAGCCCGCGACAGCCCGUGGAAGACGCUAGAAUAUCCAAUGAGGCGGCAUUGGAUCUAAGACACGCACCUAGAAGCUCACCUGCGCCACAACCCACCUUACCACCGCCUGCAGCUAUCUACAGCGGUGGAUCAUCAUCUAGUGUCGGCACGGACAUCCUGGAUCUAUCGAUGCCAGACAAAAACUCGGUCACAGAAGUCUGUUAUGUAUGCGGGGACGAAUUCAAGAGAGGAUCUCUCAGUCAUAUCGCUGCGAAGCCACUGCCAACUCCACCGCAUCCUGCUUCCAGUCCACCGCCAUUUUUUCCAUCAUUGAUGCUUCAUCCUAGACCGAGCAGAAGUCGACCCAUGGACAGUGCUGGACGAGUACAGGCCUGCUCAGCGUGUCAGAAUCAUCUUUUAAUACAGUGGAAAGCAUAUACACGGCAAGGAGUACCGCAUAGUGAUAGAAAUUAUACCCUUCGGAAGCGGCAAGCACCUACAAUGGAUACAACCACAUUUAUUUGCUACACUUGCGCUCUUGAGUACCCUUCAUCCAGUAUUAGACUUCUGUAUUGCUGUCCUAAUCCAGAGAAGGAGGUGUACUUCCCUUUUAUUUAUUCUCUGAGACCUCCGUCAGGAGCUAGUCCUAUUAGUCCUCAGGGAAUGGUGCAGGUUUGCUCCAUUUGUUACAAAGCUAUCCCGCAAAAGCAGCAAGUGUUUGGCGGAGAAAAUAACGAGGCACAGCCAGCCGGACAAAAUGUAGAUUUCCGUCAACAAGGUCCUUCGCCACGGCCUGCUGUUCCAAAAUCUCCAGCCAAUUUAGCUGGUAACGAUAUUCGCUUUAAGCCAUACGACUUAAACAAGUCAACGGUUGCUACAAAUAAGCAACGAAGCAGUACCUCCGUGAAAGCUCCCACGCCUGGGCAACGAAAUUCACCUAGCAACGGUCCUGCAGAAAAUGGAACUGUUGCGCUUGGCCAAAAUUAUAGGUGCUAUAUUUGUGAAAGAUUAUAUCCUCGUACUCAUAUGGAAUGGUUAUCUACGAGUCCGGAGGGAAUGAAUUCACAUGCUAUGCAUUUUCCUUGCUUACGAGGAAUGGCACGUACGUCUGAAAACGCUUGCAUGGAUAGUCAUGGAAGAGUAUUGGCGUGUAGUCACUGCGUAAAUCAUCUUGCGCAACAGUGGGAAAGCAUGGAUGCUGAACGGGUUCCCUUAGAACGUCGCAGGUAUGAUAUUCCUAGUCCACAUCCAAACGGUGAUGUGAAUCGAUCAAUUGCUACCCCACCGAGCUCCAGUUCGGAUCGAACGUUCGGAAGCAAUCCAGGCACAUCAAGCAGCUCGAUUUAUUGUUUCUUAUGCGGUUUACACAGUGAUUUAACUUUAGCAAGAGUCUUAUAUGGCCGUCCUCAGGGUCGAAACGCGCCAUUUUUCCCGGAACUGUUGCGCCACCAGUCACCACCGAACGCCGAACAGCUCCGUGAGGACGGCUCCGCCCUGGUCUGCACGUUUUGUUAUCAUUCAUUGUUGGCGCAAUGGCGUCAGCAUGAAUCUCUCUCCGGUGGUCAGCAAGUGAACGCCGCCGAGCGCCAAUAUAACACCCAUGAUUAUUGCUGUUAUGUUUGCGGCAUUGUAACGUACAGGAAACGGGUACGAGCGCUGCCAGUAAAGGACUUUCCGUUUCUGAGGUAUCACAGGCAACCAGAGAAAAGCCUACUGUUAGAAAACGGCGAUUUUGCGGUGGUGUGCUUGGAUUGCUACGAGACCUUGCGUACGCAGAGUCUCGAGUACGAAAGAUGGGGCCUGCCUGUUGAGAAACGAGAAUACAAUUGGAUUGUGCAACCUCCACCGCCUGAGGACAGUCCUGAUGCGGCCAUAGCCAGAUUACCGUCGGGCGAAAGGUCCGAGAAAGUGGUUCCACCGACAUUAACUGUGAGGCCAGCGCGAAAGAAUUGUUCACCAAAGGCACCCGAAAAGAAGGUACCUGCAAAAAUUCCGGAGAAGGAACAAGGUCUACAGCCCGUCAGCACCAAAGUUCAGCCAACCUCGAUUGGCAAGUCCCACCGACCCAGUUCCGGCGUACUACCUCAGGGUCACACCCCGGGACCUGGACCGGGCGGGCAGCAAAAUAGCAGGAGCUUCGCCGCUGCCUUGAGGAACCUGGCCAAGCAGGCAGGUCCGGCACCUCAAGAAGAGGAACCGCGUGCCAGCCCGAAGAACCGGGCGCCACCGCCUUUGGUCAGAGGUCCUUCCCCUGCUAAGGAGCGAUCGACGCACGAACGAAGACCUGAAGAGAUUCCCUCCUUGUACACAACUGCCAGACCUGUUGAAACCAGCAAACACAGCGUAACUGCCGCGGCUACCGAAUUGCUGGCUCGUUCCGGUUUUCAGCCGUACCGGCCCGAACACCAUCCAGCCCAUCCACCGGCAUUCGCCUUGGAUCCCGCGACCUAUAGCGCCUACCAUCCCAGUCUUUAUCCACCACCGCACCUGCCGCACGCUUAUAGGUUAGAGGAACAGUUGUACUUGGAGCGAUGUGGAAUGAUAAGACCACCGUUGUUUCCCGGACUGCCAUCGUAUCCUCUGUACGGAUUGAGAUACAGUCCCGACAUGCUUCCUCCGCCGCCCGCUUCCCUGGGCCUUAUGCCUCCCGCGAUACACGAACGACUGAAGCUGGAGGAGGAGCAUAGGCUACGGCAAGCACGGGAGCAGGCUGCGUUGCGGGAGGAGGAGGAAAGGAGAAGAGCAGUGAGAAAUUCUGCUCCCGCUGCCCCGGUACCCGCGCCUGCCCCUGCAUCCGCCGAUACUGCAGCUAGGAAGCCGCCCAUAGCGAUUCAGUUGCAUAGCGACCGGGAUCGAGAACGCGACGGGAGAGAACGACAGAGCGGUAGCGGCGGUGGCGGUGGUAACAACAGCGGUGGCAACGCUAACAACAUCUGUGGGAACAACACUAGCAACUCUGGUAACUGUAGCAGCAACAUUAGCGGAUCUACCGUUAUUAUUGGUAGCAAUCAUCAUCAAUCCCGAAAAGAGGAGCAUCAGUCCUCUGUUCCGCCAGCUGCACCACCGCCACCGCCUUCCGAUUCAACAGUAGCAGCGGCAGUCACCAUCUACCAUCCCCGUCUGGCACCUUUUCCCAAUCCAGUACCCAUUGGACCGACCUUAGGCUCCACUUCUAUAUGCUCCGUUAGCUCUGCGCCCAUUCCACCCCCUUUGGGUUCUACUUUGCCCCCUUUGAACCUUGGGCCGCCACCACCGGCGGUUAUAAACUCGACGCCGAUCUGUCCAACACCGAUACCCGCUAUUCCAUCCUUGACGGCUGGUGUAAUAGGACCACCGCCACCUUCGUUGUCCUUAGGUAUGUCCCUUCCAUCUAUCAUCUCCAUUCCCUCUUUACAUUUACCCUCCAUGUCGUCGAAUACCAUUUAUUCUAGUCAGCACACAGCCACGAUAAUGAGCAGUGCGACCACCACGGUCAACAGUUCCAUUUACCACCAACAACAGCAGCAACAUCAACAACCCCCGUUACAACAACAGCAACAGCAACAACAUCAACCACGUGCGAAUAGUACAAGCAGUACAACGACUACGAGUUCUUUGUCCGGUGCGAUGACUACGCACACGACGCCAACGCCGCCAAACAGUUCCUCGUCGACAUUGAACGCCAUGAAUCACAUGGCUCAUAAGUCCCCGCCAUUGUCUCACAAUGUUCAUGUGCCUAGAAAUAAGGAACCGCCAAUAGCCACGACGACAGCAGGAACAAUGCCUACAACUGCGACAUUGACUACUACGACGAGCACCACGACAACGUCGCAGCCGGUUUUCGUCAGGCCGUUUGAGGAUUCGUUCCGCUCCUCCUCAACGAAGACACAACAGAGACAACCGAUAAUAAACAGUCACAAUCAUAGUAUAGCCAAUCAGAUCGGCCAUCACGAGCCAUCAUCCUUGAAGACUUCGUCAAUGACGCCAAUUGUUUCUCAACCUGUAGGUAGUCAAGUGGUGCAAGAGAAUUCCUCGACGAUAGACAACAAGUCCAUAAGCAGCCAACAAGUGCUUUCCCAACCGAUUCCUUAUCCACCACCUCAACAGUACCAUCAUCCUCCUAUACCCGUUUCGCACGUGCCAAGUGUCACCAAACCGCCACACUUUUCGACGUCGUCAUCAUCGUCGUCGUCGUCGUCGUUAUCUCAUCAGCAGCAUCAUUCUCAAUCCAAACUCAAUGUACCAACGAUAAACAUCAGCAACAGUAGUCAUAGUAGUAGCAGCGGCACAAGCACCAUCAAUUCAACUAAUUCAAAUAUCACAAAGCAGCAGAAUGCGCAUCACAUUGCCGAAUCUCAUCAAACGACAACCACGACGAUCUCACGAAACGAUAGCUUGACCAACAACUGCGUCUCUAGUGAGAAGACAAUGACCAAUAGCGUCAUUUUCAACGCUAAUAAUCAAGUCAACAGCGGUGGUAAGAUUGCAAAUCAUACAAACGCGCAUCAUAAAAGCAACUCGGAUAUCGCACCGAAGGACAACAAGCUGAACGCAUGCAACGAAAAGACCGUAAGCGAAAAUAUAAUCAGGCAGCCACAAUUGUCGAAUCAGAAUCACGUCGCAACGAAUUUAGUUCAGGAGAAAACCGCAAUUCCACAUCUGCCUUGUGAACAGCAGGGAAAGAAUUUGAAAUCCUUUCACCCGGUGAAUCAUAACGUUGCUGAGAAGGAAUGCGAGAAGAAAAAUGAAAUUGAUUGUACUUCGCAAUGCGAUCAGAAUAACGUCUUGUCCACAUUACCGUUUCAACCGAGCUUUAAGUUUAGCAUAAACGAUAUUGCACAGAAGCCCAUGGACACGACACAGCUGAUGCAAAGCAUCCAAUCUGAGGAAGUGUUGCGCACUUGUCAGAAUGUCUCCAAUGUGCUCUUGCAGAUCCCGAAGUAUCAGGAAAAACUCUUGAACUUCUCGACAAGCAACAACGAGUUGAAGACGACCGCGUUUUGCAUUACCGACAAGUGCAAUAAUUUGACUGAGAUUUCCGUGAGGUGCGAACCAGCGGUACUGAACGUGCCUGACCUCAGUAAAGCUUUGAGUAAGCAAGAUGUCACCAGCAACGAAAAAUCCUUCUUGAUGCCUGAAAUACCGAAGGAAAUAUCGACCCUUGAUUUAGCCGAGAAGAGGCGUAAGCGAAGGAGGGAAAAGAACACAGGCGUCAUAUGUAGCUCCGACUCGGAGGGCGAGGAGGAAACCAAAGACAUGGAUUUUUGGAUCACGAAAGGUCCACCGGCUAAAUUACAAUUUUCGGAAGACAAAUUAGCCUUCCUAGCCAUAUUUGGACUGACUACACUAACUAUUAAGAAUGACAUAGAAUUGUCCAAGGUCGAAAAAAGAUACAGAAUAAAUCCCGAUCCACCGGAAGUACCUUUGGAAGUAGAACCUAUGAUAGAGUCUGUCUUACCGAUUCCGCGUGAGCAUCCGGACUGUUUGCUUCACACGCCAGAUUUCGAGCCAAAAGUUGGAUUUCUCAGGAAUAUAGGUCUCGAUAUUAUGCCUCCGAAAAAAAGAGAUGAGGCAGAAGUGACAUGGCAGCACGUUCUGGCAGAUCGUAAGAAACGGAAAAGCGUGAAUUCCGUUACUGCCUACUGUGAAAAUAGAGCCAAAGUUUAUUCUAGGAAUCCUCCAGCUUUACCAAAACUUCCGAAAAUGCGUCUUUUAGACAAAGUUAAAGCGAAACAUAUUCCGGAACGACCAUCACCGCUACCACCUUUAGUUCCUGGUGAGAAUGGUGUGAAGCAAUAUUAUAAAACUACAGACAUCAAUGAGAGUACAGACAUCAACGAGACUACAGACAUCAAUGAGAAUACAAACACUGAUGAAAUACGUGAGAAAAUAAAAAAGCCGAGAUGGACUGGAAUCGUGGAUGUUAUGUUUGCCUACAGCGAGUAUUUGAAAGAAAAGAAAUUGGAGAGGAAAAUUCUGACAAGCGAAACAUCAAAAUUGAUGACACAGUCCAAUAACUUGCGUUCCGAGACUGCUCUAUUAGAACGGAAAAUCUACGAUCUCCUGUGCGCCAGAACAGCACUUGAUUCCGAGAGGCGAAAGCUCAGCGACAAAAUUGAGAGGAUCAAGGCACUUGUUAGAAACCUUAGAUAGCGUUGCGUAACGCACAACACGGAAACUCAUUCAUCUGUGAUAUUAUCAGCGGGUUAAGGGCCGUUAGCGUGUAUAUGCAUUGCUAAUAAACGUAACAUUUAGAUAAGUAAUGGUUAAGGACAAACUCUUGAGUGACCAAAUGUACAGCGAUCGUUCGUAUUAUUUUGCAUACUUUAUUAUAUAGUAUAAUACGCCCCUUUUUUGCCGUCGACGAUCGAUCGUGUCGAGAAAACGGAAAUCUUCGGCUCUUAGCUAGUGCAUAAGAAACAGCGAUCGCGUCCGGCUUGAACACGUUACCGCACUAAUUAAUAGAUAUUUUUCGCGCGCAUUGUUUAACAUCGGCGAGCGUGCCGAUUUUUAAUUAUAAACGCGGAGUCAUAUCAACCGUACCUUCAAGGAUAUGUAUAAAGCUCUAAUUGUACAAAUCGAAUUGUAACCCAUCCGUGGAAAGACAGUUUUUACACCACGAAUAAAAGGACGAAGGCUUUCUAGUUUCACAACUAACGGCUCUUACACUCCAAGCAUAAAUAAUUGUAAUUUGUAUCAUAUUUUAAUGAGAAAAAAAUAGACAAAUCGUGUAACUUAUUUUAUUCUGCGUAAUGUGGACUUUAACGUCGAGUACUUGGGGGGAAAUAAAACAAUGAUAUAUCAUGCAGUUUGUAUGUCGACCGAUUGAUAAAGUGAUAAGAGGACAUUUGUAAUAAGAUCGAAAGGUGUGGCACCGACUAUAUCGGACUGACAGUGUCGAGAAAUCGCUCGCAUACAACAAAUACUACGUCCUUAUUUGUACGUUUAGCACAGUAGCGCGUGUGGUGAAACGGAUUUAAUGGAUUGGAAUUGAAAUCGUGUAAUCGUCGAAUAUUGCGAGCACCGCGCCUACGGAUAUGAGGAGGAAAAAAAUUCGGACGAUAGGACGUUUUACGCGAGUUUUACGUUUUGAUUCAAACCAACAUUAUAACGACACGGGAACUCUAGUCUACCGACAUGCCCAGGUUAUAUGGGAAAAAAAGAUCGCGCGUCGAUACGUGUAAGAUCAGAGUAUUGAGCAGUCCUUCCUUUCGAAUGUGUCCACGCCGUUCACCGUAACGAAUAUGAAGGCCAGUGAAGAUACGAGGAGGAGCGUUAUUAACGUAUAACAACACUGCGGUACUUAGAUAAUGCGACUUAAUUUUUAAAGGAAAAAAAAAAGGAAAAAAUAAAGAUAAUCGUGAGACUUCGCGCGGAGCACAUUCCACAUAAGAGAAAAUGCUUGUUGCCCGACCAACAUUCCAACACGUCAUUUCACCGCGACAAUCGGAUCUUGGGACUCGAUGCAAGUCGAGUGGCGAACGAAAUUUGAAGAGAAAAAAAAACAAAGAAGCCGAUCGCACUGUUGGUUUUUCUUUUCUGCCGCGUCUAUGUCGCGUAAUUGCGCUCUAUCUUUCGCACUUUGGUAUCCUUAAAACUUGUCUCCCGCUCUCUGCUCUCCGAGCGCAUCAUAUCUCAUCGAUAUAAAAGUCGCACAUCGUAAAAGAAACACCAUCUGCCCAUACGGUGUGCGCGACAAAGCUACCAUUUAUAGUUUCGCCGUUCUGUUCAUUGAGUGCCUAACAUUUCUCCCUACAUUUGUAUAUACCAUUAUUUUUAUGUAUUAUGUAAUUAACAAAGGGGGGACCGCGAGUGCGCGCCGGUCUCAGUCUCAACUGGCCAGAACAAGAGCCUAGGAGUAAAUUGUUGAAAAUAUGAA